Molecule: messenger RNA, 5535 nt
Organism: Danio rerio (zebrafish)
Lineage: Eukaryota; Metazoa; Chordata; Actinopteri; Cypriniformes; Danionidae
Gene: fignl2
Product: fidgetin like 2
Biological process (GO): anatomical structure morphogenesis
Cellular component (GO): cell cortex; nucleus
Molecular function (GO): ATP hydrolysis activity; ATP binding
Source: RefSeq, marked validated
GCACACACGAGCCUGUCUGCUCCGAGGAUUAUCUAUCUGCUUUUGAAUCUGAUGUGGAAAUGCAGGCAUGAGUAGAAACACGUUUUUUAGAGUCCUAAUGCGAGUCCAGGCCAGCGAUGGACUACAGCCGUACAGACGCUAACCUGGGUUUCCCCACAGAACUGUUACCAUAAUCAAGACCAGGUCCGCAGAAUGCUGAGUCCCAUUGUUCCCUAUAGCCUAUUAAAGAUGCACUGGAACCCGGAGCAUGCCCAGCCCUUGAGCCAGUGGCCUGAGCAGCAUUUGGAUGUGUCCUCCACCACCUCAUCCCCUGCACACAAGUCUGAGCUCUACUCUAGUCGUGGUCGUGGCUCCUACAGCUACGCAUGGGCAAAUGAUGACAUCUCAGCCCUUACCGCCUCUAACCUGCUGAAGCGAUAUGCUGAGAAAUACUCAGGAAUGCUAGACUCACCUUACGAACGCCCUAGUGUGGGUGCAUACCCUGAGCCUGGAGCCUUCGGAGGCCUCAACGGAGGCCAGAAAAGUGAACUGGAACCAUGGCCUCUUACGCACAGCACUGAUGGGGCAUAUUCCUUGGUGCCUCCUUCCUCUCAUGAAAGUCUAUCAGGGCCAAAAGUGGUUCCCACAUCAGCAGGCCCACCAGGCUCGGGCAAUGUAUCAGCAGUUAACAGCAACCUUUCAGACUCGGGCUACAGUGGUAGCAGCUCCUGCAGUGGGCCCCAUUCCAGUGAAUACCCCCCCAGUUACAAUGGCACCUAUCUCUCUUCAGGGUACUGUCCCCAACCCAGUUCAGCACUUCCACCAGCCUCGUUACAUGCCCUUCAACCGAACCCUACACUUCUUCCCAGUUACACAACUACUGCCCCUGUGUACAACUACCCACCUAGCACCUACCCCCACCAGACUGGCCUUGCUCCUAGCUACACCCACCCAACAGCCCCCUACAUCCCCUCUCCACUUCCCUCAAGACCCACAGUGGUUGGUGGCAGCUAUGGCUAUCAGAACAGCAGUGUAGGAGGCUCAGAGCCUGGGGGCUCCCUGAAGAGAAAAGCAUUUGAGAUGACUCUGGAUGAGGAAGACAGUGACAGUUCACGCUAUAGGAAAUAUAGCUAUGACCCCAUGAAAACUGGGGGAGAUUCUCCAUAUGGGGUCACUGAUAAAGCUGGAAAUGGCUUUGGAACAGGUAGCACUGAUCCUCAAGGCUUUAAACCUAGUAAACCUUCAUCUCAGUCAAGCCUGGAAGGAGAUGAGGUGGGAAAGUACAGUGGGCUAAAGCCCCUGGUUUCACCAACAUACGGAGCCGCAGGGGACUACAGCCCCCCAGCAGCUAUGACAGGAGAGAAUGGAGGUGCGGAGCAGGGUUUCUCACAGAAUCGUUCUCAGAAGCGCUCUGAUCCCAUGAAAAGCAUAGAGCCCAGAAUGCUGGAGCUAGUUAGCCGGGAACUGCAGGACUGCAGUCCAGCUAUGCUUUGGACUGAACUGGCUGGGAACUGUCACAUUAAAGCAGCAUUAGAAGAGGACCUGCUGUGGCCUGUCCUGCGACCCAACCCUGCAAUCCACCCACCAAAAACCAUCCUGCUAUUUGGCCCUCAAGGAGGGGGCAAAACCACACUAGCACGAUCCUUGUCAUCUCAAAUAGGUGCCUCCUUCUAUAGGCUGAGUUGUGCAACAUUGGCCUCUAAAUUGAAGGGAGAAGCAGAGCAGCUCUUGCUCACCCUGUUCUCAGUUGCAACUGCCAGACAACCCGCAAUGGUGUUGCUUAGUGAGGUGGAAGCCAUUGAGGAGGAAGGUCUCAGACAGCAACUGCAAGCUCAGCUGGAGAAGAUACAACAUAAUCAGAGCAACCAGUUUCUGGUGGUGUGCACCACAAGACGGCCUGAUUUGAUCAAAGAUUCCCUUCUGCGCUGUUUUUCCAAGCGUUAUCACAUAGGCCUGCCAGAUGGGAACACACGCAGACACGUGCUUCUGCAGGCGCUGGCGCCCCAGGGCUGCAGUCUCAGCGAAAGGGAGUUGUCAGCAGUACUGCAGCGUUCAGAAGGCUUCUCUGUCUGGGAGCUGCUGCAGCUUUGCCAGCAGGCUCUGGCAUCAGCUUCGGCCUCUGCAUCAGUGCCCUUGCACAGCCUCCCUGCAUCCCUUUCUUCCCCUACUCUCCAAGACUUUGAAAAUGCUUUCUGUAAGGUACGCCCUCACAGCACCCCAAAAGAACUGGACACUUGUAUGGAGUGGAGCAAGGUUUACAGCCACUGAAACCUAGUCAGCCACUGGUUGGGGACUGCUUAAUGCUUUCUUUCUUUUUUUUUAUUGCUUGUUGCAGCCAAAAGAGUGGGACUUGUUGUGAAAUUACAGUUUAUGGUGGAGAGGCAUUUUGGAUUGAAUGCAUUUAAUCUUGGGAACAUGCCAUGGUGUGUGUUUUUUUUUAAAUAAAUAUACAUAUACUUUAUUUUUUCCCAAAGAAAUGAAAUAUUAGGCCUUUCUUGAAGGGGCAUUUAUUAGUUGCUUGGCUUAUCUGAUAGAAAGUCUGAAUUAUAUUUUGGAAUUUCACUGGAAUUCCAAUUAGCCUUGAUCCUGGACUAAACCUGGAGGUUAUAGAUAACUUGAUUUUUCUUCAAAAAUACCCCCAUUAUUUGCAACUCUCAGGAUCCUAUUUAUUCCCAGUCCACUCCAAUGGCGUUGUAUCUUUUGCGCUGAAUUAUUUUAAAGAUCAUUUGGUGUUAAAGGGCUUAGGAUAUAUCAAAACUUUGUUGUUACCAAAAAAAUCCCACCAACAUCAUUGUAUCCAAGUCACAGCAUUCACCAAAAGGUAUUUACUGUUAUGCAACCUCUAAGGAAAGAAAGCAACAGUAUUUUUUACAAAACUGAUUGUUAGGCCACGGUCAUAUCUUGUGCACUUUGUCAAAGCGAUCAUUUUACCAAAAGAGUAUGCAUUGCUACCCAAAAAGUAUUAAAAUGCUAAUCCACAAUGUCAGAUAACAGAAAGAGACAAGCUUUUACUGUUGGUAUACUGCUUUCUGAACACCUUGUGAAAGGUAAGAUUUUCCAAAUAUAACAUGUAAACAACCCAUCACAUUCCUCACAAUCUCGUGAGAGCCUUUGCUCAGGACCCUCGGACACAAAAAACAAGGGUCCAUGAAUGACUAUUUUCUCUCUUCUGCUUUACUCAGUUUAUUUUAUUACUAGUAUAUGUAGUCUUGUUUGAAAUACUCAGGAAGAAUUUCUUUACCUCAGAAAUGAUAACUAAAGAAUGUAUGUAAUCUUAGGGUCUUAGUAGUAAGUAUUGAGGUUGGAGGUAAGCAACAGACCUAACACAGACCUGUAUACACACUGCAUCUGUGCUGUUACCUCUUAGGUGAAACUUGAAAAUGCUACAAAGACAAACAAUGAAUGUAAUUCAGGUAUUUCAGAGAAUAUCUGAUGCCAUAAAUCCAUGUUUUUAACUCUCUAUGAAAACAUUUUCCCUUAUCUUUACCCUUUAUUUUUGAUGUAGAUUUUGAUGGAGUGAUGAUUGUCUUCAUGAAGUGUUAUUGUAGACUGCAAAAGAGAUGUUUGAUUUUGUUGGACAAACUGUUUUUUUUUGGAAAACCAUGGUUCAGAGUAUGUCAUUGCGUCUCUUCAGUGUAUUCUAGGAACAAAACCUAAACAACCCAAACAUCAGAAUCAGAUUGCUUUACGAAAUAUUGGCAGCUAAUCAUGUCUAAUCAUAAAUUGUGGCAAACCAUCAUGUGUAAAUGUGUUAAUCAAAAACACUCAUCAUGUAGACAAUCCAAAUGGAGCGGCCUCUACCAAUGUUUCAAAUAUCCUGUUUGUCUGUAAGGUAGAGUUAUUUAUAUUGUCUGUAGAUUGGAUUGCUGAAUUUUGAUCAGUUUUGACGUAUACCCUGCCCACCCUAUUCUCUUAGCACAAUGAUUUUCCCCCAUGGUUGCUGGCUCUGUACAGCCAUGUGGUGAGCUGAUUUUCCCAUCCCCCGUUCUUCUACCUUACCACAGCCUUUUGGAGAAGCCAUAUUCUGAUUGAUGUCCAGUAACCCUAUAGCACUGUUCGGUUCUUCAAGUACAGCUGGUGGCUUCACUCAUGCCACACAGGUCAAUCAGAAUGACCCCUGGAGCACAUAUUGAUCAGAGCUGAAGUGGCAGAAAUCUGUAGAACCUGGCAGAGUCAGGGAAAUAUAGAGCGCACAAAUACAUCAUAUUGAGUAAGAAAAUUCAGCACUAGUUCAAAAUCCUAGAAACUAAAUACUCGUUUCGACCUAGCAGUGAUCCUGUAACUAGUGCUCAUCACAAGUGGUUAUAAUAAUAAAGUUAAUAAUAAUAAUAUUAAGAAUUCCUUACAUUUGUAUAGCGCUUUUCUGGACACUAAAAGCGCUUUACAACUAUUUUGGGGGGAAUCUCCUCAUCCACCACCAGUGUGCCGCAUCCACCUGGAUGAAGCAACAGCAGCCAUAUUGCGGCAAACCACACACAUCUGAUUGGUGGAGAGGAUAGAGAGAUAAAGCCAAUUAUGAUAUUGGGAUGGUAAGGAGGCCAUGAUGGACAAAGGCUAGUGGGCAAAUUUGAUCAGAAUGCUGGGGUUAAACCCCUUCUCUUUUUCGAAAGACGUCCUGGGAUUUUAAACAACCACAGAGAGUUGGGACCUCGGGGUUAACGUCGCAUCUGAGCAGAAUAGAGUCCCCAUCAAUAUACUGGGGCGUUAGGACCCACACAGAAUAGUUGUUGAGCGCCCCCUGCUGGUAUCGCUAACACCAUUUCCAGCAGCAACCUAGCUUUCCCAUGUGGUCUCCCAUCCAGAAACUGAUCUGGGAUGGUUAGGGGUUACCUGCUUAGCUUCAGUGGGCGACCAUGUGAGAGUUGCUGAAAGUUAUAGCUACUUAUUACUGUUUUCAUCAAGUAUUAACAUGAAAAUAAAAAGAAUGUAGUAGGCAUCUAUGAUUUUGAUCGUAAUCUAUGUGCUUUUGGUAAAAUGAAAUUACAGUAUGAAAACCCAUAAUGAUCAUGUUAGGUCUGCAGAUGAAGAGUAGGGGGUCUUUUGUCGCUAUUUGAACACAUUUGACCACAUGAGUGUUUACACUGUGAAAGCAAUUCAGUCAAAAGUAGACAAGCUCAAACAUUUAGGUCCCCAUUUGCACCUGUAUUCAGUGCCCUGCACUUGUGAUCAGCUUAAGCUUCUUAAUAUUAGAAUACUAAACGCUAAGAUGCAAUGAUUUUAUUCAGAAAUUCUAGAAGAACAAAAAUGCAUGGCUGAUUUCAAAACAAACCAUAGAGGGCAGUUGAACAGUUUGUCCAACAAAAUUGUCAUUAAUUAGCUGUUUUGAAUCUAUUAGUACAGAAACUUUGUUCUUGGAUCUUGUUCUUGUACAUUUUCUGUAACCAUUUCUACCUCAUUUUUGCAGCAUAUUGUACAUGAAAAUAUUUAUUUCAUGUCUUUUUUGAUGUCUGUUUUAAAAAAUGAUAAUGUUCUUGAACUGUAAUGGUCUACCUCAGAAAAGACUGUAUUUUAAGAAAAAAGUAUUAAACAAUAUUAAAGAGAAUAUGUCACAAAUCA